Molecule: messenger RNA, 1263 nt
Organism: Hippocampus zosterae (dwarf seahorse)
Lineage: Eukaryota; Metazoa; Chordata; Actinopteri; Syngnathiformes; Syngnathidae
Exons: 6
Coding region: 102-1094 (330 amino acids)
Biological process (GO): response to bacterium
Source: RefSeq, a predicted model, not a curated record
GAGAAGACUUUUUUUUUUUCCACUGGAGGAGGCGCGUUUUUGAUUGCAACCCCCUUCUUGAUGUCACCGCCAUUAAGGUAGAAGUCUCAACGGAGAACGGGAUGCUGAAGCUCUGCGUGUUCUGGGUUGCUCUCUUUAGAGCCCAUGGCAGCGUGCGUUUUGCGAGCCUGGGCGACCAAGUCACCCUGCCCUGCGACUUUGCCCCUGACGCCAAAUAUCUGUGCUGGUAUAAGCAGGUCGCAGGCGACAAACCCCAAAUCGUGUUCUGCUUGUACGUCUACACGCUCGACUCCCACAGUCACCAGAUGACGACGGACUUCAACAAGCGGAUGACAAUUCACGCCAGACAAAACUCCUUCCAUCUGAACAUUUCCAACGUGCAGCUCUCGGACACGGCCGUGUACUACUGCGGGCAGAGCCAUCUCAACGUCAUGAGCUUUGACAGCGGAAUCUUUUUGCUUGUGAAAGAAUCUACUCGCCUGUCCGUCCUCCAGCGUCCAACGUCCAUCACAGAGUCCCCGGGGGGCUCCGCCACACUGAACUGCACCAUGCACCCUGGAAGCAGCGACGGGGUGCACACCGUCUACUGGUUUCGAAAGGCCUCGGGCGACUCCCACUUGUUGUACGUCCACUCGGAGAUCAGCAGCGGGUGCGCAACGGCGUCGGAGAAGGGUUGCGUUUACAUGCUGUCCAAACGGGACAUCGCCGUGUCUGACGCCGGGACGUACUACUGCGCCGUCGCCUCCUGUGGCGAGAUCGUGUUCGGAAAGGGGACGUGUUUGGAGAUCGCAGGUGGUAAGACAUUGACGGACAGAGUGUUGACGUACUGUGUGCGAGCAUCUCUGCUUGUGUCCGUCGUUGUCAAUGUCUUUCUGAUGUAUCUCCUUAUCAAAAGGAGGAGGAGAGACAACCUAGUCCCAGGGAAAAUACCACAGCCAAAGGAUCCAGAAGACAAUAGGGACGACGAGAGUGAGGACGCCGCAUCUUUGCCAUACGUGGCUCUGGACUUCAAAAAGAGGCAGUCCAACAGCAGGAGACACAGGGGCCCAGAGGACAGCGUUUACUCCGGAUUGCGACUCAAACAGGUGGAUUGAUCAACAUCUGCAACGUCAAUCCCGCUUGAUGCCCAGAAGUUUUUUAACAUGCGAGACCUAUAAAAAAAAAAAAAAAGAAAUAGGACAAAUGUUUGAAAAUGGUUUUGGCCGUUAUUCACGCAAACAUGAAAGCAACACCAAUGCUACAAAAUAAAGUAACAUGAGGACA